This is a messenger RNA of Zingiber officinale, 1285 nucleotides long. Its product is annotated as actin-like. The transcript is spliced from 4 exons. Gene Ontology annotation, cellular component: cytoplasm. NCBI's taxonomy places the organism in Eukaryota, Viridiplantae, Streptophyta, Magnoliopsida, Zingiberales, Zingiberaceae. The record is from RefSeq and is a predicted model, not a curated record. The coding region runs from base 4 to 1137 and encodes 377 amino acids.
AAAAUGGCAGAAGGUGAGGAUAUCCAGCCCCUUGUCUGUGACAAUGGAACUGGCAUGGUCAAGGCUGGUUUCGCUGGAGAUGAUGCUCCAAGGGCUGUUUUCCCUAGCAUCGUCGGCCGGCCGCGCCACACCGGCGUGAUGGUCGGCAUGGGCCAGAAGGACGCGUACGUCGGAGACGAAGCUCAGUCGAAACGAGGCAUUUUAACGCUCAAGUAUCCGAUCGAGCACGGCAUCGUGAACAACUGGGACGACAUGGAGAAGAUCUGGCAUCACACUUUCUACAACGAGCUCCGCGUGGCGCCGGAGGAGCACCCGAUUCUGCUCACCGAGGCGCCGCUGAACCCCAAGGCCAAUCGCGAGAAGAUGACCCAGAUCAUGUUCGAGACCUUCAACGCUCCGGCGAUGUACGUCGCCAUCCAGGCCGUGCUGUCGCUCUACGCCAGUGGCCGAACGACAGGCAUCGUGCUGGAUUCCGGCGACGGCGUGAGCCACACUGUGCCCAUCUACGAAGGCUACGCGCUCCCGCACGCGAUCCUUCGCCUGGACCUCGCCGGCCGCGACCUGACCGAUGCUCUGAUGAAGAUCUUGACGGAGCGCGGGUACUCGUUCACGACGUCGGCCGAGCGCGAGAUUGUCCGGGACAUCAAGGAAAAGCUGGCGUACAUCGCGCUGGACUACGAGCAGGAGCUGGAGAUGGGAAAGACCAGCUCGUCCCUGGAGAAGAACUACGAGCUGCCCGACGGCCAAGUGAUCACCAUCGGGGCGGAGCGGUUCCGCUGCCCGGAGGUGCUUUUCCAGCCGUCGAUGAUCGGGAUGGAAGCCGCAGGGAUCCACGAGACCACCUACAACUCGAUCAUGAAGUGCGACGUGGACAUCAGGAAGGAUCUGUACGGCAACAUCGUGCUGAGCGGCGGAACCACCAUGUUCGCCGGCAUCGCUGACAGGAUGAGCAAGGAGAUCACCGCACUGGCGCCGAGCAGCAUGAAGAUCAAGGUGGUGGCGCCGCCGGAGAGGAAGUACAGCGUGUGGAUCGGAGGAUCCAUCCUGGCAUCUCUAAGCACUUUCCAACAGAUGUGGAUUGCAAAGGCAGAGUACGAUGAGUCUGGGCCUUCCAUUGUUCACAGGAAAUGCUUUUAAGUCUAGUUGUCGUUGUUCCGCAACACGACUACUCACUGGGAUCAGAGGCAUUGCUCAGAUCUUCAACUGAAUUAUCUGUCGAGUAGAUGCUAUUUUUUUUUUUUUUGCUUGAUUACAUUUUCUGUUUUGGGGGAAUAUGGCUAAUAAA